AUGGGUCGGAUUUUUCUCCUGAGUUUACCCCAAGAACCACUGUUUUUAUCCAAAUUGAAAACCCACCACUGGCCAAGGCUGCAGAAACAACCACCACUUUGGUUUACCGGAGAGUCUGCCCAAUCUCUCAAAUGCCACAGUGUUCAAUCUUCCUCUCAAGGAACUUUGAAGGUGGUUAAUCACGUUGAGAGCUUACUUGAUAAUAAGGCCUUUGCUUGUAAUGAAGAAGAAUCAGAAUCAAACGCUUUACCUUAUGUACAAACUCUUGGGAAAUUUCCAAAGGGAGAGCUCUUUGAAAAAGUUGUCUUGGUCAGGUUUGAUUCCACCAUUUUGUUUGGGAAAGAGGCUGAGAAAAUUUCUCAAUCAGCUUCAAAUGCCCUCUUGACAAUUAAGUAUUUACAUGAAGCCGGAGCUAAAAUUAUUCUAGUCAGUGACUGGAGUGUGAAAAAUAAGUCAAAACCCUUUGCUUCAGAGUCUGUUGCAGAUUUCCUGUCAUCUGUGUUGAAGUACAAGGUUGUUCCAGUAGGAUGCAUUUCUCCUGAGAAAUCAUUAAGGACGGAAAGCUUUGAGAAAGCAGAUAUUCUUCUUCUUGAUAGUCUUUCAGAGUUCAAAGAGGAAGUUGCUAAUUGCCCAGAAUUUUCUGAAGCAUUGUCGUACAGAGUUGAUAUUUUUGUCAAUGACUCCUUUUCCCAGUCUCAUAGGAUUCUUGCAUCCACUGUCGGUGUUACUCGGUUCUGCUAUGCCUGUCUAGCUGGUUUUCACUUUGAGGAAAGCCUAAAUCAACUUAGGAACAUUAAGGAAUCUGAAAGAGAACAUUAUGUGGCAAUUAUUGGAGGGGGUAAUCUACUUGAUAAAGCGGCCGCCUUGCGGUUUUUAGCUUGUAGAUGUGAGAGACUAGUCUUUGUUGGAAUGAUGGCUUUUCAAAUAAUGCAUGCCUUAGGGCUAUCUGUGCCUUUGAAUCUGGUGGAACGUGGUUCACUUAAACAAGCUUUAGAUAUAGUCCAGUUUGCACAAAGUAGAAAUGUAGAACUCCUAUAUCCCAAAGAUUUUUGGUGCAAGAAUGAUCGUCUUCCAACGCAAUUGAAGAUAUUUCCUUCUCAUGGUAUUAUGGAUGGGUGGUUACCUGUUGAUAUUGGGCCUGUGUCAUUGGAUGAAAUAAAGUCCUUGCUUACAAAAUGCAAGAAAAUUAUAUGGAUUGGUCCAGUGAAAUUCCACAAGAGCAGUUGUAUAAGUGGAGCUUCUAAACUGGCUCAAAUUCUUAAUCAACUUUCUCAAAGAGAUUGUGAUGUGAUUGUUGUUGGGAAUAUGGCAUGUGAAGCACUAAUCAAGGAAUCAAGUUGUUUCUCUGUUUCUAAUAUGGUUUACAAUGCUUCUGUUGUAUGGGAGUUUCUAAAAGGAAGAAAGCUUCCAGGGGUCAUGGCCUUAGAUAGAGCGUACCCAUUUGAUAUCGACUGGAACACAGUCUAUGUUGAUCCAUCCAAGCCUUUGGUAGUUGACAUUGGAAGUGGCAAUGGCUUGUUUCUUCAAGGAAUGUCUAAAAGAAGGAAGGAUUUAAACUAUCUCGGUUUAGAGAUUAACAAAACGCUUGUAACACGUUGUCUAGAUUCCAUCCAUAGACUUGGCAUAAGAAAUCUGUACUUCAUCAUGACAAAUGCAACGUCCGCGUUCCAUUCUCUAGUUUCUAGCUACCCUGGAAAGUUAACUCUCGUGUCAAUACAGUGUCCGAAUCCCGAUUUCAACAAUCCAGAACAUAGAUGGAGAAUGCUGCAGAGAUCAUUAGUUGAAGCAGUAGUGGAACUUCUUGCGCCUAAUGGAAAGGUCUUUCUGCAAUCUGACAUAGAGGCUGUCUCAAUGAGAAUGAAAGAAGAGUUCUUGAAGUAUGGCAAGGGCAAACUCAUUGUGCAUGAAGAGAGCAAUGCCAUGACCAGUCGAGGGUGGCUGAAGGAGAACCCAUUUGGGGUUCGGUCGGAUUGGGAACAACACGUGUUGGACCGUGGCGCCCCAAUGUACAGACUAAUUCUUUCUAAAUUUAUUGGAAGAGCUGACAUAUGAAGCUGGUUCUUCAAAUGGAACAAACUAGAUAUCUUUGUACUUCUCAGAGGUCAUUUAUAUGAGGUUCAUUUCUAUAGCCUUUUAGGGACCACAUUUGAUAUUUCUAAGCCAUAUAAUCUAGGCAUUCAUAACAUACAAGUGAGUUGUUGCAUACAGGUACAGGAGAUGUACCCUUAGAAAAAUGCUAGUUACCUCCAUUAACCAACUUAGAGAGUGACCUGUAAGAGUAAGAUUUUUGGAGACCAUAUGUCGUAAUUAGUGAGUCUCAGAGUUGACAUG
This is a messenger RNA of Morus notabilis, 2331 nucleotides long. RefSeq names its product phosphoglycerate kinase. NCBI's taxonomy places the organism in Eukaryota, Viridiplantae, Streptophyta, Magnoliopsida, Rosales, Moraceae. Gene Ontology annotation, biological process: gluconeogenesis; tRNA modification; glycolytic process. Gene Ontology annotation, molecular function: ATP binding; phosphoglycerate kinase activity; tRNA (guanine(46)-N7)-methyltransferase activity. The record is from RefSeq and is a predicted model, not a curated record. Gene Ontology annotation, cellular component: cytosol. The coding region runs from base 1 to 2052 and encodes 683 amino acids. The transcript has 13 exons.